AUGGCGUUCUUCGGUCUGGACGGGUACGGCAGCAGCCUGUCCGACAGUAGCGACGUGGAGGACGUGGAGUACGACGAGCGCGGGGAGAUCAUCGUCAAACCGAAGGCCGCGGCGACGAGGGACGAGCCGCGCGGGGACGAUGACGACGAGAAGGAUGACGACGACGACGACGCCGCGAGGGACGACGCGCCCGCGCCCGCGCCCGCGCCCGCGCCCGCGCCGAGGCCGAAGACCUCGCUCCUCCCGUCGCUCGCGGAGGCGUUCGACGCCGUGAAAGGCCCGCCCGCGUUCAUCACCGCGACCGCGGCGAAGCGAAACGUGACGUGGAAUCCCGCGCACGUCGCGUCCGUCGCCGAGGCGGCGCGCCGACGCGGCGAGGCGGCCGAAGAUCGCGACCGCGCGGUCCACGACGCGGGGAAGCGCGCGGCCGCGAGCAUCUCGAGCGCGCCGAAGAAGUACCGCACGGACGAGUACAUCGCGAUGCGGAGGGAGCGGGAGGAAGAGGGGGGCGCGGCCGCGCCGUCCGCGGCCGCGAUGGCGCUGUACGGCGCGUCGACGACGGCGGCGACGUCUUCGAAGAAAGCGUCGGCGUCGGGGGGGCAGCCGGACGUGCCGUCGGAGCCGACGCGCGGGAUGGACGUCGCCGCGUUCUUGGCCGCGGGGCCCGGCGGCGCGCGGCUGCCGAGGAAGAAGGGCGGGAACGACAGGAUGGCGGACGAGAGGAGGAAGCGCGCGGCGGGGCAGAACGGCCGCGACAGCGUCGAGUGGAAGUCGGAAGCGGAGAUGGCGCUCCGUCAGCAAUACGACUCGUAGCGAAGCGAAGUGAACGCACGGCAUCCAUGCGUUUCUUUUUUGCUCGCGCACGUCACGUCUUCUAGAGUUCUACUACUGAAUAUCAAGAUAGGUUUAGAGUGCUAGCUAACGAACCAACUGAACGGAGGCGUCACCCGCGGUCGUCGUGCCGCGCGCGAAUCUCCGGAGGAACCGAGACGCCCUUCCCGACGCGGCCCCACGGCUUGUCCGCGGCGCACGACGACAGCUCCCACAGGUUAGCGUGCAACCGCCUCUGCGCGUUGUCAAUCUCCUGGACGUGCUGCGAGCUCUCUUGGAGAAGCACCCCGGUCUGCGUCAUGUAGUUGUCCGCGCUCUCGCGCGCUUUGGCGAGCUCGACGCGCGCGGCGCGACGCGCCGCGACG
This is a messenger RNA of Micromonas pusilla CCMP1545, 1196 nucleotides long. RefSeq lists its product as uncharacterized. The record is from RefSeq and is a predicted model, not a curated record. NCBI's taxonomy places the organism in Eukaryota, Viridiplantae, Chlorophyta, Mamiellophyceae, Mamiellales, Mamiellaceae. The transcript has a single exon. The coding region runs from base 1 to 813 and encodes 270 amino acids.